AUGAGUGAUCGACAACCUCUGCUAAAUACAUGCAGUAAAUUGUCUAUUGGAGAUGAUGAUUAUGAUGAUGAUAAUAGGAAUAAGAAACAACUUUUGACCAAUAGUUUUUCUGAUUGGCGCCGACGCUUCAGUAGAACAGAGAACGCUAAUAAAUAUAUAAAAUUAGAUGAUGAUACUGAACACAAUGACAAAGAUGAAGCAGUUGAUGUUUUCCGUUUAUUUCAGUUUGCAGAUCGUAUCGAUUUUGUUUUGAUGUUCAGUGCUAUGUGUUUAAUAGUGUCAGAGACGGUUUGCCUUCUUGCUUAUCGAGCUGUCUUCGGCUGGCUCACAGGAAUAUUUGCUAUAAAAUCUUUUGGUGACAAUUGUGAUUAUCAAAAUAAAAAUUCAACAGCUCCAAUUAAGAACAACAAUGCAUAUACUCAAGCAAUCGAGCUCAAUGAAUUCAACAAUACUGCAUGGCUUAAAUUGUGUCAUAAUAGUGAUGUAAAUUUAUCAUUAACCUUAGCUACAUCAAUGCCUUUAUUUCAAGAAAAAGUUAUGACCAUAGUUCACUGGUUAUUUAGUAUGUGA
This is a messenger RNA of Rotaria sp. Silwood2, 570 nucleotides long. The record is from the annotation of a GenBank genome assembly. Lineage: Eukaryota; Metazoa; Rotifera; Eurotatoria; Philodinida; Philodinidae.